GAGCUGGAUGGUUUGGUCGUGGAGUUUUCACCGUCCUUCUGAACGACAUCAUCAUUACAAACUUCGGGCACAAGACUCUGAGCUUAUUUGAGGUAACCUCACUUCAAUUUAUGUAUCCACCGAGCGGAUAGCAUCUGAUGUGUCUCGAUUACACUUGCUAAUACUCCUUUUAGCAGCAUUGACCAUUACAGUGGCUUCGGAUAGCAAGCUGUUUGCGUCCGAGCAGCAUUGCUGACAAAACCACAUGCAACCAUUUUUGCUAAACCGUUUGAGAGCUGCAGGCGUUAGAUUCGUGAAAACUUCGUGGUACUGUCCUCUGCACUCAUCUCACUACAUGCCAUUUUCCACAGAGUAUUGACAGCCUGGCGUUAGUAAUUGCUUUUUUCCACUGUCCAGUCAGGUAGAGGUUUUCAAAAGAAACUAGACACAAGCAAUAUCCAGAGACAUGAGAAACUGGUGACCGGAAAAAUGUGAAAAACUAAACUGUUAGACCCAAAAGUGCAGACAAAUACAAAAAGAACUAACGUACUCAAAAAUGCCGAUGAUAAAUUACUCCCAAAAUAACAACAUUCUUGUUAAUUGUUUGCUACAACGGUCAAAAGAACAGUGGUAUUUUUCCUCGCUGAGAUAAUCUUGUUGUUUUGAUCGUUAAAUACGCAGCAAAUCUACUGUCUCUACUUUAAUUGAAUUUAUUUCAUUUAAAGUAACCAAAAAGAGUGUUGUUUGUUUUUGGAAGUAAUUUAUCAUCGGCAUUUUUGAGUACGUCAUUUCUUCUUGGUUUGGUCUACCACAGUCCAAACCGAGGUAAAUAAGGUUUUGCUAGACCGUUUCAAGACUUGGUCAUUAAGUGAUCGAUUUUUAGUCGUAGGAGGCUUUAAUGCACCCACGGUAGACUGGAAAAAUCUGAGGACAGAAUUAUUAUAAAAUUCUUUCGAACAAAUCUAUCACAUAUGCCCUAGUGCAACAUGUGAAAGAAGCAACUAAUUAUUACCCGAACUCCGAAUCAUCUUUACUAGAUCUCCUAUGGACCCAUUACGAGGACGACGUCACAAACCUCCAUUAUAUGUCACUUCUAGGUAAAAGUAACCAUUCAGUUCUAUUGUUUGAUUUCCAUAUAGUCGUCAAUAACGGGAAUGUGUCAGCCCAAGCCAGACCAAACGUCUGGAAAGCAAAUAUACAAGAUAUUAUACACUCAGCAUCCUCAGUAGGUCGGGAAAUAAAACCAAAAUUCACAAUUGAAACGGCUUGGGUUGUAUUUAGAAAUUUGUACAUAAGAGUCACUGCACCUCACAUUCCUUGGACUAUACCAAGGGGUCUGAGAAACCCCACCGUGGUUCAGUAAAAAGGUCCUCAUCCUUCUCCGUAAGAGAAGAGGAGUGUGGGGGAGAUUUAGAUGCUGAGUACUGACGAUGCAAAUCUCGAUAUGGAGAAGCUCGAAAUAUUUGUGUCUUGACCCUCCGCGUGUCUAGAAGGUUGUACGUAGAAAAACUUGUUAAGGAAUCUAUUGAAUACUCUAAACGCUUGUACUCGUACGUUAACCAAAGGACUAAGGAAAAAAAUAUUCCAGCAUUAUGGAGAAAACGUAGUACUGCAUCAUUAGUGGAGGACGAUUGUGUUAAAGCCUAGGUAUUCCGAAAUUACUUUAACAAUGUAUAUACCGUAUUAAUACCCUCCCCUCCAGCUCGUGCACCCCCACACACACACCAGACACUGACCAAAAAACUCGAUGUCUUUAGUCUGUCAAACGAACUUGAUAUAGACAAAUCCACGGGACCUGACGAAAUACAUCCUAGGUUACUGAGGGAACUAGGGAAUGUCGUCGCAAACCCCUCAAGUAUAUGUUUUAAUCUGUCUGUAUCCCAGAGUCGAUUAUCAAAAGACUAAAAGAACUCCAUAGUAUGUCCUGUCCCUAAAACAGGUACGAAAUAUAAACCUGUGAACUGUCGACACAUUAGCCUAACUAGCGUAGUUUUUAGAAUUUUAGAAAAAGUUAUUUGGAAGGAUUUAUUUAAGUAUCUAGACAAAAACCGGAUUCUUUCAUGUCUAACUUAGUAGCUCGUGGAAGUUGGUAUACUCUUAAGGAUGAAAAGUUACCCAUAGAUUUAGCCCACAUUGACUUCACCAAGGCUUUUGACAAAGUUCCUCAAAACUGGCUGUCGUAUAAAUUAAGUAAUAUCGGGGUUGGGGGCGAUUUAUUGGUGUGGAUAAAAUACUUCUUAGUUGGGCGCCAACAAAGAGCAUGUGUGGACUCGAAGUUGUCUCGCUGGGGAACUGUGCCUAGCGGAGUGCCUCGGGAUACAGUUUUGAGGUCAAUGUUGUUCCUCUUGUAUGUAAAUGAUCUUUCUAGUCUCCUAUCAUCGAUCUUGUUAUAUGCUGACGAUGUCAAGAUAUGGAAAGCGACAAAAUGUAAGGGUGACAGUAUAGAGCUUCAAAAAGACCUGGAGAAAUUAUUUGAAUGGUCUAAAAUUUGGUGGUUGCCGAUAAAUGCUUCCAAGUGCAUUGUGAUCCAUAUUGGUCACUAAGGUAAAAAUACAUGCACGAUCAACAACAUUGAACUACUUGUUGUCCAGACACAAUGAUUUAGGAGUCAUCGUUAGCCAAGACUUGAAGUCUACUGCAUAAUGCCGUGUGAUAGCCGCCAAAGGUAUUAAAACCCCAUGGUCAAUAAGUAGGACCUUUAGCCAUUUUGAUGCUAAGGCCUUUUUAACUUUGUAUAUAAUGUUUGUUCGUCUUAAACUCGAGCACUACAUACAAGCGAUUAGCCUCUUCCCAAAAAGACUGAGCUGUUGGUAAAGGUUCAGAAAACCACAACGAAGUUGAUUCCCGGAGUAGCAAAGCUCCCAUGUGAUUUUCGACUGGCUAAAAUAUAGAAAAAUCAGAGGUGACUUUAUCACAGCUAUAUACUACUUAAUGGUAAAUUUGCAUCUGAUAUGCCCUCAAUUUUCUUGUCUUCAAAAACAGAGGAUUUACGAAGACACUAAAAAGUUCACAAGCUCAGGACAAAUUGCUUGUCAGCUGACUACCGACUCUCCCACCGAAUUAUCAACGAAUGAAAUUUAUCACAUCAACACGUGAUUAAAUCUCCAUCUGUUGACGCUUUCAAAAGAAAGUCGGAUCAACUGAGAAACCAUUGCCAGGACUAACACGGAUUACCUAGUCCCCUGUUCUCUCCUAUCUGAAAGUGCAUUGUGUUCGCUUGCUGUGUCAUCAACUCACCUUUUAUCUGUUCUUUUUUCCAGCCGUCCUCGCUCACGCUGCUCAGAAUGGUUCCCUGGGUAGACGCGAAUCCCGCAUUAAAAAUGUUUUUCUCUAUAUCUGUUAUGUUUGACUAAUAUAUCGUAAAUACACGUCCUUCCUAACAUUUAACUGACCAAAGGGUAUCUACCGGUCAGCUACAAUACCUACAACUGAGCUGUACAUUCCAAUUCAUCGAAGAUAUCACGCAAGUGGAAGUGUUAUUAGUGGAUGUGUUAAUCCUCAUUUUAAUCUGCUUUCUUCUGAAUUGUUUGCUUACGAUCAUGUAUAUGUAGUCGUUCAUUUGAGUUUUAGUUGUUUUCUGAAAACAUCAAUCUCCACUGUCCAAAAUUUUGAAAUAUCACAUUGCAUCCAUAUUGUUAGCAUGUCAAAUAGUGAUUAUUCUGAUCCCGAUGACAUUCAAAAGUUGGAAAUUGAAUUUUUAUUAUCCAUUUUCGAAAAUAAUCAAAAUCAUUGUCUACUAGAAUAUGAUAAACUAUCACGACGUGGAUCUUUCACAUUUCAUCCACAAUUCUAUAAACCUAUUGAAUUAUAUGGACCAUCAAUAAAUAUAAAGCUAAGAAACAGCAUUUCAGUUGAACCUUUACCUAAUACAAUAGAUAAAUAUUGUUAUCUUUUACAAUAUUUACCUGUAUUCAUUAUGACAUUUAUAUUGCCAUCUGAAUAUCCUGGACAUAUUCCUAAUGUAUCUAUCCCUAAAUUCUCUUUAUCAUCUAUAUGGAUGCCAUUAUCUCUUCUUACUGAAUUAGAAAUUAAAUUAGCUGAGAUAGCUAAUAAUAAUCUAGGUGAAAUGACACUUUUAUCAUGUAUUGAAUAUCUUCAAAAUGAAUAUUUCUAUUAUAUGAUUGAAAAGUUUCAUGGAAGUAACCUUCCGUCCGUCUCUUUUGAUCUUUUCAAAUUCUAUGAAUAUUAUAAGUUAGAAUUGACUUUAUCCAUUCAAGAUAUCUGUCAUUUAUUCCUUUCUAAUAAUGAUGAUCGAUUUGAUGUGGAAUUCGAUGAAUCAUUAAUGGAAUGUGCUGUAUGCUUUGAAACAAAAAAAGGAAAACUGUUCAUUCGAUUUGCAAAAUGUAAAUGUUUUAUUUGUCGGGAUUGUACAAUAGAAAGUUUUAAACUUUCAGUGAAUGAAUCAUUGUUUAAUGGACCUUUGACAUGUUUGCAAUGUGGUGAAGAAGUUAACUAUACAGAGAUUCGUUAUAUUUUACCUGAAGAUAUAUUCAACAAAUAUGAAUCUUUAGUAUUAAAACGAGGCUUGGAUAUUAUGCCAGAUAUAGUCUAUUGUCCUAGACCACAAUGUGAAUUCCCAGUGAUUUUGGAUUCAGAAAAUCUUGGCCGUUGCCCUAAAUGUGAAUUGAGCUUUUGUCCAAUGUGUUUAAAAACAUAUCAUGGUGUAAAUCCGUGCAAAAUUAAAUUACAAACAUUCGGUACUAUAUCACAAGAAGAUAAUGAACUGAUUCUACAACGCCUAAAAGAAGAAGAAGAGUCAGAGAAAUUAAUUUCAGAAAAGUAUAAACUUUGUCCAGGUUGUUGGACACCAUGUGAAAAAAUUACUGGUUGUAAUAAAAUGACAUGUUCAUAUUGUCAUUUAUUUUUUUGUUGGUUAUGUUUAAAUGCUAUACAUGAUCGUCAUAAUCCAUAUUCACAUUUUUCUAAUGGUACAUGUCAAGGUCAAUUAUGGACCGAUAAUACAAUUGAAUUUAGAGAAUAAUUUAGUUUCUUAUUAUGAUUCUAUAAGAGUACUGUAUCCAAAAGAAAUAUGUCCAGCCAUCCCUUUUACUACCCUGACCAACUUCAGGGUUAACUUGUUAAUCAUCCAUUUUAUAAUAUGGUGGUGACAUGAAUUUGAAUUGAUGUUCAUUCUUAUAUCUUACAUUUAUCUUAUCCAUACAUCUUACCUUUAUUAUUAUUAUUAUUAUUAUU
Molecule: messenger RNA, 5172 nt
Organism: Schistosoma rodhaini
Lineage: Eukaryota; Metazoa; Platyhelminthes; Trematoda; Strigeidida; Schistosomatidae
Source: the annotation of a GenBank genome assembly